GAUUCUCUCGCCCAACGAUGUACAGUACUAAACGGUCAGUUGAUCUCCGUCGGUUGUACAGUUUGAAUCCUCAAAUGGCAGCCUGGAAACGCCCCGACCACAUUCCGUAUCCCCACGUUUGGCACACUUUCCGGGCCCGCGAUCCGACCAGUAAGCAACUAGUGACCUAUCGUGUACAAGAUCUACCACCGAACCGGCUGAACGAUGCGGUGGAUCACAUGUGCAAGUACUUCCUACGGGAUGAACCUAUUUGUGCAAGUUUGAACCUGACUCAGGAUCCGGUUGGCGUCUCGGAAAUUUCUUCGGUAUGGCGAUCGAUUGCGCAGCAACGUUGUAUCGUCGUUUGUUUCCAAGACGGCCGAGAUGACAUUGUCGGACUGAACAUGUUGACGGUGGUCUCCAGAAAUGAUCCGAAACCUAGCGUAAAGUUUCAAAGUUCCGCCGUACAAACCUUCGUCGACUGUACCAACUACAUGACGCAGAAAGCUAAUCUGUUCGAACGAUACCCUCAAAUGGACCAGUUCCUUUCCGCUUGGGGUUUAUCUGUGCAUCCGGAGUUUCGGGGAUGUGGACUUUCGACGGAGAUUCUUCGAGCACGUAUUCCGCUCUGCCGUGCGAUGGGAUUACGUCUGAGUGCAACGGUUUUCUCGCAUGCCGGGUCGCAAAUUCCGGCAGCGAAGGUUGGCUUCCGCGAUGUGGUGGUGGAAAGAUUUGCGGAUUUAGCCGCGAAAGGAUUCCGAUUUUCGGUGAACGUGGAUUCGAACAAGUUGAUGGCGUUGGAAAUUGAAGAGUGAGGAUUGGGUGUGAACCGUCUCGUUUAGAAAAAAAUCCAUUCAGUUUGAUUAGCUAGAACAAUAUUUAACAAAAAAUAAAUAAUCAUUACUACAAA
Messenger RNA from Topomyia yanbarensis, 889 nucleotides. RefSeq lists its product as uncharacterized. Gene Ontology annotation, molecular function: N-acetyltransferase activity. The transcript has 2 exons. Bases 18 to 794 code for a protein of 258 amino acids. The record is from RefSeq and is a predicted model, not a curated record. NCBI's taxonomy places the organism in Eukaryota, Metazoa, Arthropoda, Insecta, Diptera, Culicidae.